AUGGAAGAAAAUAUUACUUCUGAAGCCCAGUUAGAAUUUAAUAAUGAAAACGCUAAGAGACUUAUUUAUCAAGUAGCAGAAUUUUCUGCGUCUAGCUUAGACAAUUUAUUAGAAAUCGCUAAGACUACAGCGGAAAAUAUUGAAGAAACUGGAAAUUCUCAGCAAGAAGCAGGAGAAAUAUUGGCUUUUAAACAGAAGAUCAAAGGGCUGGAAGAGAAUUUGGCAGACCUUAAAAUGAGAAUAAAAGCUGACCUUUAUAGCAUCCAAGACAGCUUAAAGAAAGCAGAGAUAUCUGCUAAUGAGAUUGCUGAACCUAAUGAAAAAGCUGAUGAAGAAAUUGAGAAACUCCAAAAACUUAUAAUAUUAGGCAAUAUAAACAAAACAAAAAUAAAAAAUAAAAUCUGGCAAGUAGGUGAAGAAAUUUCAGGUAUUGAGAAAAAGAUGUUCACGUUAGCAAGACAAAAAGGAUUGAGCAUUACAGAAGAAGAAAACAUAGAUUAA
This is a messenger RNA of Blepharisma stoltei, 501 nucleotides long. NCBI's taxonomy places the organism in Eukaryota, Ciliophora, Heterotrichea, Heterotrichida, Blepharismidae. The record is from the annotation of a GenBank genome assembly.